UUUGUUUUAUGGUUUAGAGGGAAACAAAGUGGUUAAGUCUUAAAAUCAUGUAGCCAUUCAGUGGUGGAAAAAAUUCCAAACUGCUGCUGUAAUAUUGGAAACUUCACUUCAUUGCUUAGAUAAAAGUUGUUUGCAAAAAGCAGGGAAUCAGCAGUGCCUGUCCUCUGAACACUCAUUAGUGAUACAACAUCCUUUAGACUCUAAUCUUAGGACUUAAGCCCCUUGCUCUAUCUCCAAGUGUCCUUUGCAUACUUUUAAAUCUGGAAUUUGCUGCAGUUGGAAGUUGUUCUUUGCAUUCUGCCUAUCUAGACUCUACAAUGCAAGCAGUCUUUUAUCAGCAUAAAUUCUCCAAGGAAUAUCUGAGUAUUCUCAUUUAGUUUCUAGUGCAACACCUGGAGGCUUUCAGGUUUGAAUUUUCAGAAGUAAAAAUGCACAUUUAAAUGUCAGAUUGCCAUUAAUACAUUAAACAAAAUUACUGUUCGGUAUUUAUUUGGUAGAGGUUAACACAAUUUCAUUAAUAUUAACUAGAGGAGCCCUCUGGCUUUACGCAUACAGAAAGAAUUUUCAACUAAAACUGGCAACUUCUUAUUUCAAAUCUGAAGACAAAAACCUUUCUAAGGCCUUGUAGAUGGUGUGGACAGCACCAGUUUUUAACAUACCUCUUCAGCAGCAGCAGUACUGUACCGUUUUACCAGAAGUUUCUUUGAAACAUUUCUAUUUCUGGUUUUAAACUUUUUUGGCUGUGUAACGGUGAUAAACAUUUGCUUUUGGGUAGUGAUGUGAAAUUUAAUCAGAAGAAUUUGUGUUCUUUUUUAAUCUUCACAUUAGGUAUAUUGUAGAAGGACAACAUCCUCAUUGAUUAUUUUUUUUCUUAAAUUCUUCAAAUCCAGUGCAAGAGAGAAACAUUCAAAAGGAGCUUUUUUGUUGUUGUUGUCCUUAGUGUAGUAUCUUGUCUGAACUGACACUGUAGAGGUGUCUUAUUUUUAAGAUGUCAACAAUAUCUAUUGAUCUGAAACCUCCAGCACAACGGUUAGUACAAACCUGCAGGCAGCACAUACAAGACUUAAGGCUGACAAGGCAAAAUAAUAAAACAGUUUGAUAUAUGGGAAAGUAACCACAAUCUGAGAGAGAAACCAGGAAAUUACAUGCAGGUUCCACGCAAAAGAAUCUUUUAAUGUGACUUUGUAGCUGGAAGGACAAAUACUGUCAUACACCAGAAGGAAUUUGUCUAAUACAGACUUUGCCUUCAAUGGUAUAUUCCCAGAGCCUACGUUUACUACAAGAGGAAGCAACAAGUUCCUUCAUUCUUCCAUUGCUGGGAAACAUGUUUUAUGAAUCUAGAUCUUAAGUUACAAAAACCCAGCUUCUUCCAUGAACACCGUUAUAAUGGUAAAAAGUGCUUUAGAUAGCAGUGAAUAUAAAUUUCUGAAUAUUCUGACAAAUCUGACUUAAUGGUCUGUGACUUUUCCCAAACCAUGUUUUUUGCUCUUGAAAACUCAAUUUCUGUAAUACUUUUUACUAGAGCUGUAGAAACUGGAAUGCACUUUAGUAUAACUAGAAAUACUAGCACAAGUGAUUUGGUGUUUUUUUUAAAUUAUUUUCCUGAUUUUUUUCUUUUUUUUUUUCUUCAAGAUUCUGUUUACAAUGUGCUUCAAUAGGUUUUUUCCCUUUUGCCAAACUCCAAGGUGUUGGUCAUAGAAAUACAAUAUAAUAUAAACAAUAUAAACCAUGAAGUGUGUACAGUGUGAAUACUGAAAUCACUGGAGUUGAACCUGCUGUCACUUCAUGAAGAAGUGGACAAUGUUUUUAUCUUCCCCAACAUUCUAAUAAAUAAUAAAAUAUAGACAAAUGACGAGAGAGUUGUCCUUAUGCCUUUUUUCUUUUUUUCUGCCUGAAUAAGAAGCAACGAUUUUAGACAAAGCUAAAGAUGCCAUUGAGAAUGGUAGAAAAAAAUCCCCUUAAGAUUAAUUGAGAUCUGUGCAUGAAUGAAUGUCUUCCAGGCAGUUUAAUGUUAAAUAAAAUAUUCUGAUGAUGUCACUUGCUUCUUUUAUUUUCUAGAAUUUGAUUAGUAUUUAGGGCAGGAAUUCUCUCUUACCUGGGUGUAUAGUAUGCGGUGGUCAGCUGGAUAAAGUGAAAGAGCAGGAGGUGUUCUAUGUGGCUGAGUUAGGUUCUGUAGGAGACAGGAUAGAUAUGAGUUUUGAGCUUUGGAUGUAGGCAUAGAAAACUUACUUUAAGAGUUAGAGUGGAAAGAAUUUAUUGUGGAAAUGAGACACCAUGAUCUCAAUUUUCUGCGACAGCCAUUUCUAGAGUCAUAGUACUUCAUUUCCAUACUGAAUUCCAGAAGUGCAGAACCACACGUGAAGUUGCGUUCUGUUUCCUUUACCAGCUUCCUCCUCCUCUGCUGUGUUCAGAAUACCCUGGGAGGACUAUUUUGUUAAAGAUGAGCUGCAUUUUGAAAUUAGAUUAAUAUUUUUGGGAUUCUUGAGAAGGCGUUUUUCCUGUAAUUAUUUAUAAUAAGUCUCUUGAAGUGCUUUGGGUUUAUUUUUUUAUUUGCUGGUCUGUGACACCUUUGCCUUCAGAUACUUUCUUCUAAUAAUUGCAGAAGAUGAGUUAAAGAAUUGUGAGGCAGGUAGUACCUGCUUAGAUUUGUAUCUGCUUAGAUUUCAAGGCUGGUUAAGAGUCAGCACAGAUGCACUUUGCCACAAAUUGGCAAUGCAGAAAGUAUUCUUCAUGCACUAAAAGACUGACAAUAACUUUAAAAGACGUUUUUUAUUCCUACUUGAUGUUUUCAAAGGUGAAGAGACUUAAGUUGAUGUAAUUUAAAAGCAAGUUGUUUCUGAUAAAUUAUGCAGCAGACUUUUCUUGAAGGCACACCUGGGGAGGAAAAGGGGACUUUUUUAGGUCACUAGGGGAUGAGACAUCUUUUUCUAGGACUGUAUAGUCUGACCAGAAUGCUUUGGACAUGUCUGACUUAACCUCUGUCAAUCCUUGUUAGGAUUGGUCAUGGGUAGAUCAAAUUUACUGCUUCCUGGUCACAGCAGACACAAGUAGUGGAAAUGUAGUGGAAAGCUUCUCUUUUGGGUGCAUGUGAUUUGACAUUACCACUUGUAACUUGUGAACCAAUGGAAUAUUAAUCUUGCUGUAACACGAGAAGUGGAGGAAAUCUGGUCUGAUGGAAGUAGCUUUCCAUAGAAACAGAGUAUUCAGAAUGCAAAUAUGAACUGGUUUUGCUAGUUCUCUCUUCAAAGCAUACAUAAAACAAUUUUGUAAAGGGAUAGUACCUUAAACUUGAAAUAUUAUGAUUAUCACAACAUUUCCAAUAAUAUUUGAUCUGAAUAUUUUUCUUCUGUGGUAGAUAGAACUUUUCCUUUGUAAACAGAGCCAGGAGUUAUAAAAAAAUACAGUGUUGAUCCCCUUGUCCACGUGGGGCUGGUGUUUGUAUGUCAGUCAUGGACUCCCCUCCACAGCAGGGGAAGAGAUUUAAGUACACUUUGUCCUGUGAUCAUCUGAUCGUCUUUUGAUCUUUCCUAUUGUUUAAAUGCCUCUACUAAAAACCUCACAUAGAAAUAGGGAUCCCAACUGGGGGUUAAUUUCAUAGGUGAAAUGCGGUAACCUUGUAUGUUUUCUCUCCUGCACCCAUAGACAGGAACCCAAAUUGUAAUUCAAAAUGCAGAAGAAAGUACAGAGGGCGAGCUUGGACAGGAUCUCUCUUCUCUGUUGUCUUGUGACACAGGCUUUCAAAGCUUCAGAGGUCUUUUGAUUUCUAAAAGAGGCUUUUGAUUUCUUGCACUUCAAAUGACUUUAUACUGUGUUUUGGUAGCCUGUUGAGAUCAUGAAGUAAUUAUUGAGAGCUGUAGAUAGCUAGUGUAAGUCAAAAUACAAACACUUGGUUUUUACUACUGCCUCAGGCUGAAUGUUAAAGCUGUUUUGCCAGCCCAAGUGUCAUGAUUCAAAAGAAUGCUGUUAACUUUCAAAGAAGUAAUAGUUGAACAUAGUGUCACAUAAAAAUCAGCUUUCCUAAAUUGCACUGAGUUGAAUUUUUUUUUAAUAGUUAAAACUGGAUCACUUUUCAAGUUCUUCUUCUCAUCAGUGCAGUAUGUUAGACUGAAAGUUAUUUCUAUUCAACAUACAAUAUUAUUGGGUAGUUAUUAAACGUGUCAGUCUCUGGGCUUUUGGAUACUCCAGAAGAAAUGGAUACUAUAUUAUUAUUUAUAAAUAUUCCUAUUCUCUUAACACUGAUGUAAUUAUUUUGCACAUCUAUCCAAUACUUUAUUUUCUGCUUAGAAUCUAGAAAUUUGUUUCAUGCAGGAGGAAGUAUAUAUGAGAAUUGUUUUCAUGAAUGCAUAAUCUAGCAGGCUUGCUAAAUUAAGUUGCCUGUACUGGGAUGCUGGUUUGUUUAAUCCUGUAAGACAUUUCACGUGAAUGUGUAGACUCUUUGCUGAAAGAAAUAGAGCCAAGGAAAGUGACGGAAAGUUAAAAGUAUAAAACAAUGUAAAACUUGGCUCACUAUUCAUUUUCUGCUUUUCAGUGUAUAGGAAAUACACGUUUGUGAUUAUAUGUGACAUGCAUGGUUGUUCUUUGGCAAGAAUAUUAAGAUAUCAUUUCUGGUUAUGCAUCUGAUUUUCUGGUUCAGAUAGGAAAAGAAGGAACAGCCUGUACCAUCCAAGCCAAAAACAGUUUGUUCAAUAAAUGUUACAGAAAAGAGACCUUAAAGAUUAUGAUGAAAUCUGGUUUAGUUGCUUGAGAACAUAGCACUUCAUGUACCGGAACAGGCCUUUUUUCUAUGUGAGAAUAUCACGCCAUGAUUGCUAUGAUCAAAACUCUUUACAGAGGGUGUUAGACGCUGGAACAGGUUACUUGGAGAGGCUGUGGAAUCGUCAUGGUUGCAGGUUGUGAAAAUUCAGCCUUGAUCUAACUUUGAAGUUGGCCUUGCUCUGAACAGGAGGCUGGGCUGGAGAACCUCCAGGGGUGCCUUCCAAUCUCUUUGUCUCGGGGGUACGGCAUUAAUAAGUGACUGUGUAGAACUUGCAAAUGGCAGAAGCGUUUUGUGCAGAGGAUACUCAAUAUCUUCUGUGUUUUCAAAUGCUCUGUUCUACUUGCUUAUAUCUAAGUAGUUAUAUUUCCUAUCUAUCUUAAUCUUUUUUGUGAUGUGUAUCUCAAGGUCUUCUUCACAGUUGGUUUGCAUUAGCUUAUACAAGGCAGGCGGGUGCUUAUGGAACUGUAGGACAAAGUUUAUAGUAGUUAAAAUACACAAUUUAUUUUAAAACAAGGAAAAAUAAGUUUUAAAUAUCAAUGCUACUUUUCAUACAGGAAUUAGGCUUAGUAUUUGAAUGUUUUGCAUAAAAGAAGAUAAGGAGUGGUCUUGUCUUCUUACCUGUGUGAGGUUACAUCUAGUGUUGGUGACCAGCAACCCGUCCUCCCAUAUCCCUCUCAAAAUUUUCUCUUAAAGCAUAUGCACUGGUUAGCUGAUCUGAUAUCUGCUGUAUAGAAACAGAGAAUAGUGCUUCAAGUAUGACAAGUGCAUGGAGGGAAAUAAAAUAAAUCAGUAGUUCCCCUGUACAAACAAGAGGAGUGAAAGUGAGAAGACUUCUGACCUCACACAAGGCAAAAUGGAUGGAUGGCCCUUGGCUUUCAAACCUGCCACUCCAGUGCUGCUUCAGCCACUGUCUAGGUGUUUUUGUGGAGUGUUUCAAGCUAUUUACAUUUUAUUUAUCAGUUGUUCUUCUGUGCGCCUGUCCAGACUCAACGGUGGGGCUUUUACCAGGAUGCCAGGCUGAGGGCUGGCUGGAUGCUGUGAGGAGGGCCCUCUUCAGUAAGACACUUCAUGCUUAAGGGCUCCAGAGUCCAGAUUCCUGUGGCAGCUUCCCUGCUCAGCUUUAAUUUUUUUUGACAUGUGUGCACUGAAUAAAUUGAUAAUAUGUUAUCACCAUUAUACUGCUUUCAGCUUGGGUUAUUUUUUAACCAGUCAUCACGGGAUGACAGUAUAUGUUGUGUAUUGUAAUCACACUCAGAAGUAGCAGCAGAACCAAGUCAGAAGCCUUGUCUAAAGGAUGCUGAAAGAAAGAUGUAUUUUUUUUUUUUUUUCAGUAAGUAUGUGCUAGGAAUUUAUUAGAAGCUAUAACAUACUGAAAUAAAAGAAAGGAAAAGUUCACAUUGUAUUAAUAAUUUAAUUUUAAGAUAAAGAUUUCUGUGUGAUAGCUUGAAGCAAUAGUUCUUGCUGAUAGAAAGCACAUGGGCUAGGAAGACUGAAGAGCUGGAAACACCGCUCCAGGUACCUGGUUACUUGGCUCUCUCAGGGUAUCCUGUAAAGUACUGAAGAAAAUUCUGUGAAGAGUGAAACUGAUGAAGUCUAGUUUCCUACUAAUCUGUGCUCUACGUCCUUUUCUCACCCCUACUCCCCCAUCCUCAAUUAAAAAAAAAAUAUUAAAAAGACCUCCAGCCCACCCCCUGCCAUUGUAAUGUCAGAGGAGACUAAGACCACGAAGUUUGCCCAGACAAGAGAGAGUGGGUGGUCUUGGCUGGUGUGAGUUUAAUUCUGUACGGACUGGCCAGGUGAUAGAGCAUGCUGAGGUGGUGAUGAUUGAGGUUGCACCUAUACAGCCUCUUGCUCACUGGAAGACUACGUUAAGUUUCUCUUUCUGUUCCCCACGCAGCUGCUCAUUUUCAUGAAACCUGUCUGUCCAGUUGGUUCCCAAGUGUUUCUGAGAGGCUGGGAGAGGAGGCACAACAAUCACAAGCCCUAUCUCAUUAAAGGCUAGAAUUAAAAAAUGUACCCCGUGCUACUGAAGAAAUGACCUACUUAUGAUGAAACACUGAAGUUUGUGUGGAUUUACACUUUUUAGAUAAAAAAUAUAUAAACUGUUUUUUGAAGAAAGUUUGAAUCAUCUCAUUGGUCACUUUUCUGCUGUGAUCCUCAGCUCCCUGCCCAGAUUCAGGUUUCUUUUUCAGAGCUUCAUGUAGAUUUUGUGCAUGCAGCGCUGUUCUGUUUGAGUAACUUCUGUUCUCUGUGCAAACUGCAACUUGAUCAAAAAGCUUUUGUGUCCUAAGUAGUAACUACACUAGGUUGUGUCUUCUGUUACCUUUUUCUCUGGUAGCAUUACAAAAACAUUUAUUUCAAAUAACUUCUUGACCUUUUUGAAUUUUAAAACUUUAGCAAAAGCUUAUUUGCUUUGUAUUAUCAAUAUAUUGAAAUUGUCUUUGCGCAGACCUUGCUAGUUGCCAAAUCCUGUGGUCCUUUUUGCAAUCCAUUUUUGGGGGGGUAUUUUGGAUUACAUAAGAGUUAUUUGUUUUUGUUUGGUUGGUUUUGUUUGGUUUUCUUUUUUUUUUUUAGAUGCAAAUUUAUUUUGAAUUUUUAUAGAAACUUUAUGGUAUUUGUAUAUUGCAAAUUGGCUUUGUUCCCAAAAAGCAAAUGAUUUCUAGGAUGUUUGCUUUCUCUGUGGUGAAAACAGUAUCCUUGUUUAAACAUCCUUGCUUAAACAAGGAAAGAGCAAAAUGCUUUUUGUUUGGGAACUCCCAAGCUUUCUAAUUCUCAAAACAUAUUUUUCGGUAAAUUCACUUUUGCUUCCAGUUUCUAACCCUCUGUACUGAUGUUAAUAUGAGUUAAGUAACAACGAAAUGCUUUAACCUUUAUUACAGCAUUAGCAGGCUGAGAUAUUACCUGAGGUCCAGCCUCAGAUACUUGAGUACCGCUUGUGUUGAACAAGAGUAGUGACAAAAGUGAAGCUCAGUGAGACAUGACAGACCUGGAGCAAAAUGUGUCACCUGUAUGAUGACCAGAACAAUCUCUGCUUCUUUCCCUCUGCAGAAGCAGGAAUAUAAGCAUCUACAGGCUGCAGGAGAGGUGGCUAAAAUUUGUAAUCAACAGUGGACAGAACUAACUUUGGUGAACAGACCUGUUUGUGUGUGUUUGUCCUGAAAGGUGAUCAUCCAAGAUUUAACAGUCUCAAAAGACGUCUAAAAAUCGUAUUAUUUUAUUGUGAUUUUUUCUAGGAAUGAGAAACCGAAGCUUAAGAAAUAUGGUAGUGAAGUAGGAGUUAAGAUUUAGCUUGCUGAAGAAGAACCAGAGUGUUUGACUUGCUGGCAGCUGGCCGUGCUUUUGGGACCGCAGGCCCCAGCAGGACUAGCCCAUCUUGGAUGUUUUAGCCAGGCUCCUCUCCCUGCUUUCUGGAAGUGUGUUAUCUUCACUGCUCUAAAAACUAUCAUAGAGCAUGGACACCAGUAAGAAGACAGAACCACCUUUAUCUGUAGAAAUGGUACAACAAAGGGCCAAUCCUGAUCGCAGUCCUUCAGCAUCGAUUUAUGUUCCAGAGCAAGGUGGCUACAAAGAGAAAUUUGUGAAUGCUGUAGAAGAUAAGUAUAAAUGUGAAAAAUGUCACCUCAUCUUAUGCAAUCCUAAACAGACUGAAUGUGGACACAGAUUCUGUGAAACCUGCAUGAAUGCCUUGCUGAGUUCUUCUAGUCCAAAAUGUACAGCCUGUCAAGAAAGCAUAGUAAAAGACAAGGUAUUUAAAGAUAAUUGUUGCAGGAGAGAACUGCUUGCCCUUCAAAUAUACUGCAGAAAUGAAAACAAGGGCUGUAAAGAACAACUAUCUUUGGGUCAGUUACUGAUGCAUUUGAAAACUGAUUGUCAGUUUGAAGAACUCUCGUGUCCUCGUGCUGAUUGCAAAGAAAAAAUACUGAGAAAAGAUUUGCCAGACCAUGUAGAGAAGACCUGUAAAUACCGAGAGACAACCUGUAAAUACUGUAAAAGCCAAGUCCCAAUGAUUAUGUUGCAGAAACAUGAAGAUACAGACUGCCCGUGUGUCAUGGUUUCCUGUCCUCAUAAAUGUAGUGUUAAAACACUGAUGAGGAGCGAGUUGAAUGCACAUUUGUCAGAAUGUAUUAAUGCCCCAAGUACCUGUAGUUUUAAGCGUUAUGGCUGCACUUUUCAGGGAACAAACCAACAAAUUAAAGCACAUGAAGCCAGCUCAGCAGUGCAGCAUGUUAACUUAUUGAAAGAGUGGAGCAAUGCUCUAGAAAAUAAGGUGGCCUUGCUCCAGAAUGAAAGUUUGGAAAAGAACAAGAGUAUACAAACUUUACAUAAUCAGAUUUGUAGCUUUGAAAUAGAAAUUGAAAGACAGAAGGAAAUGCUGCGGAAUAAUGAAUCUAAAAUACUUCAUUUACAGCGAGUGAUAGACAGUCAAGCAGAGAAACUGAAAGAACUGGACAAAGAAAUCCGUCCCUUCCGCCAGAACUGGGAGGAGGCUGACAGCAUGAAGAGCAGCGUGGAGUCCCUCCAGAACAGGGUGACUGAGCUGGAAAGUGUUGAUAAAACUUCAGGGCAAGGAGCUCGAAAUACAAGCCUGCUAGAGACACAGCUGAGCAGACACGAUCAGAUGCUGAGUGUUCAUGAUAUUCGGCUGGCUGACAUGGACCUCCGAUUCCAGGUUUUGGAAACUGCCAGUUACAACGGAGUAUUAAUUUGGAAAAUCCGAGAUUAUAAACGUCGGAAGCAAGAGGCAGUCAUGGGGAAGACUCUGUCCUUGUACAGCCAGCCCUUUUAUACUGGAUACUUUGGCUACAAGAUGUGUGCCAGAGUUUACCUUAACGGAGACGGCAUGGGAAAGGGGACACACUUGUCGCUGUUUUUUGUCAUAAUGCGUGGAGAAUACGAUGCAUUGCUUCCUUGGCCGUUUAAACAGAAAGUGACUCUCAUGCUAAUGGAUCAGGGACCGUCUCGUCGCCACUUAGGAGAUGCUUUCAAGCCAGAUCCAAACAGCAGCAGUUUCAAGAAGCCAACUGGAGAAAUGAACAUUGCAUCUGGCUGCCCGGUCUUCGUGGCUCAAACUGUUCUAGAGAAUGGAACGUAUAUUAAAGAUGAUACUAUUUUUAUUAAAGUCAUAGUGGAUACAUCGGAUCUACCAGACCCCUGACAUACAAUGGGGGAGGCCGAUUAAACAGAAGACAACUCCGUUUGGGGGUUUUAUAUCAGUUUGUCUUCAAUCAGAGGUCCUAAAGCUCACAGAACCACAUUGUGGAACAGACGGAAGAGUUUGAAGGCAUAACUGCAUAGGGUCCAAUUGCAAAAGUAGCAACACAUUAAGAAAUCAUACCAUGAUAUAUUUUUUAAUAGAACUAGCAACACUUAAGCUCUGAAGAAUCACUUAUCCCUCAUGAGGAUAAUGAUUAUGGUCAGAGAGGAUCUUUUUUUUUAACUUAUUAAUGAUCUAGUCAAUUGGAGGUGAAAAGACGUAUACAGUAUGUGCUGAAUAAAUUACUGACUUUUAUUUCUUUAAGCUAGAAUACAAAAACAAACAAAAAAAACUUCACACGUGGGCUAGCUGGAAAUUGUCAGCAUGUUAAAAGAAGAAAUGAUGAAGUAAUGUUGCAAUUAUGAUAUUAUUUGAAAAACUGAGGUGCAAUCUUGUCUGAAAUAUAGUAUAUUGUCUUUUUAAGGCCUCAUCUGGUCUCUGUUUUAAUAAUUACUUUGUCAGAAGAUCUUGGAAAAGUAUCCAUGUCUUCUCAAAAGUAUCUGAAUCAAAAUCAUAUUUUUAUUUAAAGUUCUAUUGUUACAGAAAACAUUUUAUUUUAAAACUGUUGAUAGACUGAUAUUUCUUGGAAGAAAAAUAGAAGAUAUCAAACACUGGUUAUCACUUGUGAUAGGAAAAAAAACUAUUCAAUUCUGUUAUUUCUCUUUAGAAAUGUAAACCUACAAUAUAUGUCGUAGUUAAUGACACUAUUUCAAAAUUAAGGAAAAAUCACUCAUGGAUGCUGUGCAUCAUUAUCAGAUUUAUAAUUGUUUUCACCCUAAAAUAGGGCAUUUGUUGAACUUUGGAGUUCUAAACGGAAUCCUGUACAUUUUUUAAAGUUCUGCCCCAUGCUUUCCAAUCAAGCUAUAUAUGUUGCACAUUAUGCUGCCAGCAGUAUAUAGUAUUUUCAGUAUUGGGGAGGAGGAUUAGUGCUGAAAAAAGCCUGUAUGUUUGUUCUGUACUAGCAGCCAUUGCUUCUUAAGGACAACUCAGCAGUGUCUUAAUGCAGUGAUGGUGGCUUGCAUGCAUACAUGUGCCUUAGAUGUGCUGUGCUGCUUAUAAACCAUAGCUUUUUAUUCAGAUGAAUUCUGAUAUCUGAAAUGGUAGUUUAAUUGGACUUCAGGCAUAAUGUUUAGCCUUGUCUUCAAAGCCCUUAGGUACCUUGCGAUGUACGAAAUAGAAGCCAAACCCCAUUUCUUUGGCUUCUGGAGCUUCUAUGACUUGGCCGUGGUGGAAUCCAUCUUAUUCAGGUGACAAAACGUUAUGCUGGGUGCUCCUGUGGAGCUUGCAUUAGACAGUCUCCAUGGCCACUGUGAAGGCAGGUGACAUUUUUCCUCUAAUGCCUGUGGUUGUAAGGGAGCAUCGCUUGAAACGCGCCCGCCUGAGAACUCCGUGGGGCUGGGAAUGUCUGCGCUCAUGGCAGCUUUUCAUAGCAGACAAGCAUCCUACCAGGGAAUGCACGGGCUUCUUUAUAUCUUACAACAGCCUGAACUGCAGUGGAAAGCGUUUGCUGGCACUGAAACAUGCUGAUUGCAGCCUGCCGUGUUCAUCUGCUUCGAUUUAAUAGCCUGUGACAAGCGAGUCUAGAGACACAGCCUGACUGUGGUGCUCUUUAAACUCCAAGAACCGCUUAAGCAGAGCGGACUUGCACCACUGCGUUUCUUGCCUUCGUGGGCUUGAAAGAAAACGUUGCAUCUCAGCCUUUCAUGUCAGGUUGUAUCAGUUUUUCUGCUUUUUGAGGCAUCGUCACCAUUUUUGUCCAAGGUGCGGUUGAAUUCAUGCCUUUGUAUUUCAGCUUGUCUUUGCCGCUGUCUUUUUUGGCUGUGCCUUCACACACAGUGCCUGCAAGGAGUUAUUUAUGAAUAUACAAUGCAUGCUAAGUGGUCUUCAUGGGUUUUCCAGGCACCUGCUACAAUACUGCCUGCUGCUGACCGUCACCGCCGUCGGCAGCAACUUGUCUUCCUGUUCUUGCCUUCCAUUCUCCUGGUACUGUACUCCCUUUAUGGUACACAGCUGUCAACGGGUGCAAGCUCAACUAUGGAGGCAUGUGCUAGUGUUUAAUUUUCUAGCACGGAAGGAGGAUGUUCUGCACAAGAGAUAAAUAUCUAUAGAUAUACCCGCAUCUAUAUCUCUAGAUAUCAUUAUAUACGGCACUUGCAGUUUUAUGCAGGCUGCGUAAGCAAACCCAUCACUUAACGCUUUGGGGCGAAGGUUCGCUCGACUUGUGUCAUUUUAAUAAUUGUGAAUGUAGGCAGCUGAGCUUUUGUGUUUGUGCAUCACAGAAUUUUACUGAAAACAGGAUUCCCAAGUGGAAAUGUCCAAAGGACUCUCCUCCCAUUGCUAAUGCAUGUCUUGUAAACUUAAAUGAAACCGUUUGGCCAUCUCAAAACAGUUUAUAUCCUGUUUCAAUCUGGGACUUGGAGGAGAUUUCUAGUGUAAGCAGGGCCCAGCAUAUUCUGCAGAUUUGUGACUACAGUUUCCAACUCCUGUGACAGAAUUGCGCUUCUAAAUCCAGGCUCUCUAAAAGAGGAGGAAAAGAGAGUUUCCAGCCUUUGUGAUUGAAAGAGGACUUUGAAACACGUGAAAAGUGUAAACUAAUAGGGAAGUCUUCCUGAGUCUGCACACAGCCUAAACUAGUAGCUUUAAGAGAUCUGAAUAUCUCCUCUUAGUGGGAUAUUGACUCAGAAACUUCGUAGAGAAGUUUAAAUAUGAACACUGCUAACUAUAUUAAUGCCGAUCACUGUAGCAGAAACAUCAGUCACUGUUGUAUUUCACAGAUCUCUAUGCUGCUUUCCACAUCUCCCAAGUGCCAAAAGCACCAGCUGCCAGAAUCUUCAGCUUCACUUGGGCAGCUUUUAUAAUGCAGUAAUGUGCUAUCGAUAUGAAAAUAUUUUUGCAUAAAUGCUUUUUAUCACAGUUAAUAAAACGGAGGCCUACUGCACUUAUUUUUUAAAACUACAUGAAGCUGCCAGAGAAUUUCCAGUUUGCCAACCCUGCGUACUGUGAAAUCCAGGAUCUUGCUACACAAAUGCAGACACCGCCUGCUGUGGGAUACCUGAAGCCUUGACUGUAACACCCCUUUCUCCGCAGAACUCGUGGGCCAUCUCUGUAGAGUUCUUACUGUGUACAUAGAAAUCGGUUUCCUCUGCUUUCCAGCAAGGAGUAUGUAGCAUUUUAUGAAAACAGGGCCACUGUAUAUUCUCUAAAUUGAAAGGAAAAGAUACCUGGUGCUUUACUCAACACUUUAAAUUAUUUAACUUUUUCUCUCAUCACUGAAAUGCCCUUUGUCCUUUUUUCUCUAUGUUCCUGACCCAGAUAUCCAAAGUUUUCUAGGGACUGUCUGUUUAAAGUGAUUCAUGGGGCAGCAGUCUGCCCCUGCAUAUCCUCUGGAACCCCGGCUAACUCCCGUGGUGUGCCGCUAUUGCAAGGGGCUCCCAGAGUAUCUGCAUUACUUUGAACAGAGUUUCUUCAAUGGAACCUUUUUUUCCUCUGCUUAGUAGUUCUGAGCAGCACACAGCUGAAGUCUCUUGCUGGUGUUCUUUCUUAACAAUGAUGCUCCAAGUUGUGUACAAGCCUCUUCUGUUUCCAGCUUUCUCUAGGGAGAUUCCGGUGUGUGACCAUAUGGAUGUUGCCCUUUUUGUACACUCUUCAGCACAGGGGUGAGUGCAUCUGUUACCUAGAAAGUCUUGAAUUCUAAACAGGAUGAAACUAUUUGGGUGUUUAAAGACCAACCUGCGAUUAUGAUGCAUGACCAUAUCUGCAUUAUGUCUCUGAUCUAAUUAAAGGGGUCUUAUUUCAGUUACUGUCUACAUGGUACACCUUCAACUGCUGACUUACAAUAUGCAAUGUUGAUUUCAGCCUUGUACUGUAAAUGUUGUUCUUCACAAAGAGAAUGUGCAAUAGGAAAAAGAUAUGAUGGGUGACAUAAUUUUGACGGGAAAAAAUGUGGGUAACAUGCUAGAUUUCUUAUAAAUAUGAAAUACAGUUUAUUUCCUUUUCCCAUGGGUUUUCCUACUUGGAAAAGGAAAGCGGAAGAUUUGUGCCUGUUUCUGUGCCUGGUGAAUUUCUCAAAUGCAAAGGUAAAUAGAGAUUUGUGUUUAGCUGUAAUUUAAGUGUUGAACCCAUGAAUGUUAGGUUGUGAUUGUAUUGCUCUUGUUUCUCGACUUGCCACACUUAUGGCUUGUUGAGAUGGAGUUUGAAAGCUGCCACCUGUUUGUAUCUGUAUUCCAUCACGUGGGAUAGGCAUUUCACCAACAAUGCAGGGUUUCUGUUGUUGUUUUGUUUCCUUGUUUAAAACACUGGUGCUGUUUGGUCCAAGACAGAGAAACGUGUAGGGAGCGACAAGAAAUGUUGCCUGCACCACAGAAGAGUGAAAAAUGUGACUGCAGUAUUGAUGCCUUGAUAUGAUUUUAACUAUGCAAAUAUACAAAUAGGUGAGGGGGAAAAAUUCUAGGGUUGUGUACCUAAUGGCUUAGUUUUUGCUCUGUAAAUUGCUUGUGCGUGUGUAGGUACAUACAUAUCCAGACAUGCAUGCACAUAUAUAUGCAAAGUCUUCUUUACAUAGAAGUGAUGAAACGAAACACUUUCCUCCAAGUUAUACUUGAUCAAUUGGUGCAAAUAUAACUUGCUGCUGCUAAGGGAGGAUCUGGGCUAAGGGCAGACUUUGGAUUCACAUCUUCCAGGUUUGAAGACCUGUAUAUAACAGUUUGUUUAGCCUUUCUGAAGACCUUGGAAUCUCAUCUAGGACACAUGUCCUUCCUCAUACUCUGCUAAUUUGCUAAUGUUUGAAACAAACAUAGUGAUGGGCAACUCGUUAAUUGAAAAUUCUUUAAUUUGAGAACAAAAGAAUAAAAAGCAGCUGGACCUAUUCCUGGAAUUCCUGUCCUGUUCAGUCAAUACCUCUAUGUUCUGGUUGACCUAGAAAUCGUAGCUACUGCAAUAAAAAGGAUUGAUUCGGGAAUUCAUUCUCUCUGAGAGCAGUUUUUAGUGCUAUGUCCAGCGUAGGAAGCACUUUGCAUCUGCAAACGUGUUCUUCUUAUAGCAAGUGCUAUUUGUCUUUUCUGGAAAAAGGAAAUCAGGACAAGAUGUGAAGUGACUUGCCCAGAGUCACAAAAGGAAUCUUCUGGAGCCGGGACGGAAUGAGAGGUACCAGUUCCCUAGUGUUACCUUCAAAUCACUAGGUUUUAUUCUUUUAAUACAUUUGUCUGUUGAAAGAACUGAAACGUUGACAUACCUUAAAGACCCCCAUCAGGACAGUAAGGGCUAAAAUUAAACAUACAAGCUGUCGUGAUUUGGGGUUGUACGCCUGUGGUAGCCCAGGCUUUGCUCACUCCUUGGCGGUGCUUUGCGGAGUGGAAGGUCAGCACAAUGUGUCGUGAAUAAUAGCAGCAAACAUGUGUCCUGCUCUAGUUUUUUCACAAUCACCCAACAAAAUAAGUCUCAUUUGAUGCUCCAGACUCUUGACUGAGGAGGGAGAAUAUCAUUUUAAAGUGAAGUGUUUCAUCUUUGCUCUACCAGCCUGUAGCGUGACUGACCAUUUCUUUCUUGUGGGGCUUUCUCCCUUUUUCUUUAAACCGAAAUACAGAGGGCUUAAUUGUUCUUUCCUGCCUCUUAAUCCAGGCCUUUGCUUGAGAAGCACCAGGUAGGAAGGUUGUGGAAAACUUUGGACUGCUGAUUCAGGGACAUCCUCUUAAGAUUUAGAAGAGUAGAGAUAUACAACAUAUAAGGGAUUUGACUAUUCCGAUUUCUCUUCUAAUUUAUGGUCAAGACUGCAGCUUCUGUCUUCCAUUUCAUGAUCUUAGUGUAGAUACUAGGCUGUGUUUGUUUAGUUUUUUUCCCUCCCAAGUUAGGAUUAGUUCCUUAGGGUUCAAAUAAGUUCUAAAUUUCACAGAGAAGCACCUGAACCAAAAUCCUGGAUCCAAACAUCCCAGACGUGAUGUGGAGUUCAAACCUGGAUCCCGACUCUGUGGCUUACUAACCUACCCGUUUAGGGAAGGGUUUGUUGUCUCUACGUGGUGUCCGUGUUUUUGGUCCUUUGGAACUAAGCUUUUAAUUUGGUUGCCAGUUCUGCAAGGACUUUUUAACUUCUUAGCAAUGCCGGUGUUCACACGCUCCAUUGCUGGCAGUGUGAUGCGUAGUGAUAAAAUUUGACUCUGUCUAAGGGUUACUGAGAUAAACCAGCAUUAUCAUUCGUAAAGGUCAUUUUCUUGCGUAGUGUUCUGAGCUUUGGAUUUGAAUAUAGCUCACGUCUGAGAGGACACCUCUUCCAACUAUGACCUGCGUCACUGGCAGAGAGUUGAAUAAUCUGUACUUGUGGAAUGGGAAGGUACAAGCUUCCAUUGUUGCAGAUGCAUCAUGUGAUCCACCUGUUUUAUUUUUCUUAUAGUUGUUGUUUGGUUUAUAAUUUUUUUUCAGUUUUAUAGAAAACAAAAAACAACGGGGAAGUUCAGGAUUUUUUCUACAAGGUAUAAAACUCCAAUGAUUUAGUGGUGACUAAAAGAGCUGUGAAAAAUAUCCCAUUAGGAGAUGGUGGGCCAACUUAGGUCCAUUUCUCAUAGACAAGUAGGAUAACCUUUAAGACGCAUGGAACAACGUAAUAAUCGGGAAAACUAACGCUGACAUUUGUUUCCAAGAAAUUCUGUAAGAAAUAUCUAUGGAAAAGACAUCAGUGAUCAAGAAUAAUGUAUAAACUGACAUGUUUGAAACUUGUGUAUCCAUUUAUUUAAUCUCAUACUCUUCAGUGAACGGUACACUUGUGUUCAGUUUUAUGAUCAAAAACAAAGACCAAAGAAGGCCAACCUCAUUUGAUUGUGUAUAUUCUGCCUGUCUUAAGUAUCAAUAGCUGUAAGGAUACAGUGCAAGUGAUCUGGUAACCAGUGGUUCUCGUCCUUUUCUUUUAGGGGGAAAAACAACUUCAAAAUGUAUAAUUUAUUGCUCAGCAAUAACCAUGUUGUUAAAAUAAUAAUAAUUAAAAAAAAAAAAGGAAUUAGCAACAUGUCUUAAUUUCCCAAUAGCAUUAUUAUAUGUUGUAUUUCAGUUUAUUGUAUAUUGUGUUUUUGUAUUUAUUUGUGUUUGGAGGUCUUGCUAUGUCUUUUUGUGUUUAAAUGCUAAUAAACAAGGACAGUGUGUAAGAGUGUAGAAUGCAAAACUCUGAAAUGCUAAACUGUGUUAUUAAAGGAAAAAAUAAAUCUAAGUAGGAAAUCAUAUUUUUUAAAAAAACCUGGUGUGUUGAAUUUGAAUGACGGCUGUUGACUGGCAAAUGGCCACGGUGCAUCCUCUCUCCUCUCUGAACCCACGGUGUGUCGGCUGUUCAGCGCUUUACGCUUCUGCGCCUCAGAGACCUUUAUUGUGGCAUUUCCCUUACUCUUCACAGGAAGUUUGCCAUAAUUUCUUUUCAGGGUCCUGUUUUCCAUGGGAUAACUCUGCUAAAAUAAAGGCAAUGGUGUUCACCCUAA
Molecule: messenger RNA, 17461 nt
Organism: Columba livia (rock pigeon)
Lineage: Eukaryota; Metazoa; Chordata; Aves; Columbiformes; Columbidae
Gene: TRAF3
Product: TNF receptor associated factor 3
Exons: 11
Coding region: 8208-9911 (567 amino acids)
Biological process (GO): Toll signaling pathway; regulation of apoptotic process; regulation of cytokine production
Molecular function (GO): tumor necrosis factor receptor binding; zinc ion binding
Source: RefSeq, a predicted model, not a curated record